GCCAAUCACAUCAGGAAAAAGGAAAGAAUUUUUUCGAACGUUUCGAAGAUAGCACCACCAUGCAUGGGCGUAUUUGGUGAAAUCUUAUUUCUGAGUCUCAAGCCAUAGUUCUCCCAUACCCGUUAGUGCCCCAGAUCAAACACUGUCCCCAAUUUUAAGAAAAAGAAUAUAAAUAAAUGAAGCAAGAAUCUAGAAGCAACCAUUCCCAUUUCCCGCUUCUCCGCCUUUGUCAUUGGCUUUUCUCCAACGAAGAAGCUUGGCAGAAGCCAUGCUUCAGGGUGGGAGCCAAUACUUCAAGAACGGAGCCAAUGCUUCUGAUAAUUACGUCACACAUGGAAAAACUUCUUGCGCCACUCCGUGCACUCGAUCUUGUUGGUCCUUUGGGGGGGGGGUUUUCCUAUAUGUUUAUUCCAUAAAGCUUAUGAAACCGCGUCUCCAAGCCGUAUGUAUUUAUGCUAAGCCGACAAGCCGGGCGCCCCGAGAUAUUGUGCCCAGGAACACACCGCUUGCGCAUAUAACGAUCCUUUGUGGAUGUGAAGCGAAAAAGGACACGGUCGCAGCUUCUUCCGGGUUUUCCGAUAUCCGCCUUGUUGUCCCCUUCUUGGUGUCACCGGCCUUUCACCAUGGUCUUCACCAGCCCACCAUUUCUGGCCUGCUCCACAAGGUAAUCUCUUCCCUGGAGGUCGUACGUAUGGACCGUCAAGGCACCGGAUUCAAAAGAGGGCCAUUUCCUUGAAAUUCGACCUUUCUGAAAUCUCCGGCACGUAUUCGAAACGAUGUCGUCUGCACCACGACAUCAAGCCGAUACGAUGCCCUCAAGUUUUCUUUUGAUACGGAUCGCCGAUGCCUUGAUAUACGACCAAUCGACAGGAAAGAUUGAAG
Radiomyces spectabilis is the source of this 882-nucleotide messenger RNA. RefSeq lists its product as uncharacterized. Lineage: Eukaryota; Fungi; Mucoromycota; Mucoromycetes; Mucorales; Radiomycetaceae. The transcript has 3 exons. The record is from RefSeq and is a predicted model, not a curated record. Bases 269 to 736 code for a protein of 155 amino acids.